Molecule: messenger RNA, 722 nt
Organism: Ostrea edulis (European flat oyster)
Lineage: Eukaryota; Metazoa; Mollusca; Bivalvia; Ostreida; Ostreidae
Product: ras-related protein Rab-26-like
Exons: 3
Coding region: 217-486 (89 amino acids)
Molecular function (GO): GTPase activity; GTP binding
Source: RefSeq, a predicted model, not a curated record
GAAAUGUUCAUGAUAGGUCCGACGUAGAACUAUUCCUAAUAUCGCACUCCGAUGCAUACUCGGUCGUGACAGUUGCUAUAUGAAGAUAUAUAGAGACUGAUAAAGCGAGAGACAUAUAAGACGUAACAUUGUCUCGUGGCAUGUUUCAGCAAUAUAUUGGAUAGUUUUUCCCGAGAGAAUUAUGUGCUAUACAUGAAUAUCUUUAACUAGUUAGUAAUGGCUUCGGACGCAAGUAAGCCAGCAUUGAGAGUGCUUCAGAAUGCUCCUAUAGAGCAAAGCAAUGAGAAUUAUAAAGGCAGUAUACAGGAACCUCUGGAAUAUGAUGAAUCGUCUAUUCACAAGACGAUACUUGUUGGAGAUAGUGGGGUAGGAAAGACGUCCCUCCUUGUACAGUUUGACCAAGGGAAGUUCCAGGCUGGCUCGUUCUCGGCAACUGUUGGAAUUGGUUUCACUGCCGUGAUCCUUCAUAUCAAUUACACACUUUAAAGUCGGGACCAUGGGACACUGUGCGUGACGUGUUGGGGAUGAGAAAUAUUCCUAAAUCGUGUUAGGAAUUUCAUAAACCUUUUGUCAAUUUGUGACUUGAAUAAUUAAUGAAGUUUAAUGCUUACUACGUCAUUAAUGUGAAGAAAAGCAAAGCACCCGAAGUAAUCAAUGUACUUUACAUAUAGCUUACAAGGAAACAAACUACUUCCUUCUCCUCAAGAACAAUCACAGGAAAA